AUGGCUUAUCUUUUAUUAUAUGUUGAUGACAUUAUACUCACAGCUUCCUCUGAUGCUCUGCGACGUUCUAUAAUGGAUCGUCUUAGCUCUGAAUUUGCUAUGAAGGAUCUUGGCCCUCAGAAUUAUUUUCUUGGUAUUGCUGUGACUCGGCAUAAGGGUGGUAUGUUCCUUUCUCAGCGAAAAUAUGCAGAGGAAAUCAUUGACCGAGCAGGCAUGUCAUCUUGUAAACCGUCACCUACACCUGUUGAUACUAAAUCAAAGGUUAGUGUUACCUUUAGUACUACAGUUGAUGAUCCUACUUUGUAUAGGCGCCUUGCAGGGGCUCUGCAAUAUCUUACCUUUACCAGGCCGGACAUAUCUUAUGCUGUCCAACAGGUGUGUCUUCAUAUGCACGAUCCGAGAGUUGCUCAUAUGGCUGCUCUCAAACGUGUUAUUCGGUAUAUUCAGGGUACUUUGGACUAUGGUCUUCAUUUGUAUCCUUCUUCUUUUUCCUCUCUGGUAUCAUAUACAGAUGUAGAUUGGGGAGGGUGCCCUGACACGAGGCGCUCUACUUCUGGUUAUUGUGUUUUCUUGGGUGACAACUUGGUUUCUUGGUCGUCAAAGCGCCAACCCACAUUAUCUACGUCCAGCGCCGAGGCUGAAUAUAGAGGGGUGGAAAAUGUCGUCUCUGAAUCGUGUUGGCUCCGAAACUUGUUAUUAGAGUUACAUUGUCCGAUUAAAAAGGCUACUCUUGUGUAUUGUGACAAUGUCAGUGCUAUAUAUUUGUCGGGUAAUCCAGUGAAAUAUCAGCGUACGAAACAUAUAGAGUUGGAUAUCCAUUUUGUUCGCGAAAAGGUUGCUCAGGGUCAGGUCCGUGUUCUUCAUGUACCUUCCAGAUAUCAGAUUACGAAUAUAUUUACUAAGGGCCUUCCGCUAGUAUUAUUUAAAGAUUUCAGAGACACCUACGGUUAUGUAAACUCUGAUGUAAAUAUUACUAUUGAAUGA
Molecule: messenger RNA, 984 nt
Organism: Chenopodium quinoa (quinoa)
Lineage: Eukaryota; Viridiplantae; Streptophyta; Magnoliopsida; Caryophyllales; Amaranthaceae
Exons: 2
Coding region: 1-984 (327 amino acids)
Source: RefSeq, a predicted model, not a curated record